AAGUCCAAAGUCUCUAGCUUGAAAUUAGGAAUUUUUGAACUUUGAAGAAUUCGCCAAAAUGUGGAGAAGCUCGGCUUCGUUCAUUCUCGAUAAACAUCAGAACAACAAACCCAUUUCUCUAACUCAUUCAAUCGAUUCACCUCCCCCACCAUCUGCUUCAAUGGCGGAUGAAAACCCUAACCCUAAUCCUAUUUCGGCGUAUUACCAAACCCGAGCGGCGCAUCAUGGAAUCGUGACUAGCGAGUGGCUUGAACAGGCACAAGCCGCGGUUCGACGUUACCCUGAUCAUGAUUACUCUGUUUCUCCAGUUUCGGGAAGACCCUUUAGCGUGAUUGAGGAGUUUAAUAAUUGGAGACAGCAGCCUGAUUUGGCGGAGGCUGUUGCGGCGAUUCGUGCUCUUGCGGCUGUUAUUAGGGCUAGUGAAGCUACUACUAUGAUGGAGCUUGAAAUUGAACUUAAGAAAGCUUCUGAUACUUUAAAAUCAUGGGACACAACAUCUAUAUCCUUAACAGCUGGAUGUGAUCUUUUCAUGCGCUAUGUGACUAGAACUUCUGCUUUGGAAUUUGAGGACUUCAACUCUGCAAAAUCCCGCGUGCUUGAACGUGCUGAGAAAUUUGGGGAAAUAUCUUGCAGGGCCCGAAGGAUAAUUGCAAUUCUUAGUCAAGAUUUCAUUUUUGAUGGGUGUACUAUACUGGUCCAUGGAUUCUCCAGAGUUGUAUUUGAAAUACUAAAGACAUCAGCGCAAAACAAGAAAGUCUUUAGAGUUUUAUGCUCAGAGGGAAGGCCAGACAAAACAGGUGUACUGUUAGCUAAGGAGCUUGCGAAGCUUGAUAUUCCGGUGAAGCUUCUGAUAGAUUCAGCUGUGGCCUAUAGCAUGGAUGAAGUAGACAUGGUGUUUGUUGGAGCUGACGGAGUAGUUGAAAGUGGCGGGAUAAUUAACAUGAUGGGAACUUACCAAAUCGCGCUUGUCGCUCACAGUAUGAAUAAACCAGUUUAUGUAGCUGCAGAGAGUUACAAGUUUGCACGGCUCUACCCGUUGGAUCAGAAGGACUUAGAACCGGCCUUGAGACCUAUUGAUUUCAGUGUACCUGUUCCUCCUAAGGUUGAGGUAGAAAGAUCUGCAAGGGACUACACGCCUCCCCAGUACUUGACUUUGCUUUUCACUGAUCUUGGUGUUCUCACUCCAUCUGUAGUAAGUGAUGAGCUGAUUCAGCUUUACUUAUAAGUAAAGCUGUCUUCUUCGUCGUCCUAAAGCUGGUCUGAAAACUCUCAACUUUUGGUAGAAAAAUAAUAACACUAACAUUGGCCUUACACAACAUAGUUCGUCUCUUAUUACUGCUUAUGCACAAGUUUUUAGGUAGGAGAGCUAUCUAUGUUACUUGUAAUCCUUUACUCAAAACAUUAUAACAACGAGCUUUAAAAACAUUACUGACUAUUAUAGAACUUUCGUUGCAAAGACA
Messenger RNA from Capsella rubella, 1460 nucleotides. Its product is annotated as translation initiation factor eIF-2B subunit alpha. Gene Ontology annotation, molecular function: guanyl-nucleotide exchange factor activity; translation initiation factor activity. The transcript has 5 exons. The record is from RefSeq and is a predicted model, not a curated record. Gene Ontology annotation, biological process: translational initiation. Bases 59 to 1225 code for a protein of 388 amino acids. Lineage: Eukaryota; Viridiplantae; Streptophyta; Magnoliopsida; Brassicales; Brassicaceae. Gene Ontology annotation, cellular component: eukaryotic translation initiation factor 2B complex.